Blepharisma stoltei is the source of this 576-nucleotide messenger RNA. Lineage: Eukaryota; Ciliophora; Heterotrichea; Heterotrichida; Blepharismidae. The record is from the annotation of a GenBank genome assembly.
AUGGGAACUAAACAAAGUAUGCCAAUGCCUUUUCCAAGGCAAAUAAUCAAACCUCUACCUGGGACUUAUGGGGCUCCUGUACGUAAAAAAGAACACAUAACUAUUUAUACGGAAAAAGAUGUUUUUUACAUAAGAAUUCAUCCACAGAUGAAAAUUCAAGAAAUUAUUUUUCAAUUAGAAGAAAAAACAGGCGAAAAGCUCAAACUUUAUAUGAACUCUCUCGCCUUAGAUGAUAAUUGUACAUUGGAGUCUGUAGGAAUUGAUCAAUUUGCGCUGUUAAGGGCGGUGGGAAAAACUUCGUCUGAAACAGAUGACUCACAAUCAAAUUCGAAGCUAAACGUAACUAAUAAUUCAUCGAAGUCCAUUAGAUCCUGUCCUAUUUUAGAAAAUUCAGCAGCAAGCACUCCAGAGACAUCUCAUAGCGUUACUGUAAAUAAAGUUAUAUUGGAUAUUGAUCUUUCUGUAUAUGCAGCACCUGAGGCUGGACAAUUAACUAAUAAAAUGAAAGCUAAAAAGCAGAGAGGACAUUUGCAUACGAUACAGGAAGUAGAAGAGCAUUCAAGAGUUUUUUGUUAA